AUGGUUCACCUGUUGGUGCUGUUGCUGAUGCUGUGGAGCUCAGGACUCCAGGCUAAUGGAAAUUACAACUCAACAGAGUCUGUUCGAAUGGUGGGAGGAAAGAGUCACUGUGCGGGAAGACUGGAGGUGAAACGUGACGUUUGGAAACCAGUGAGUCACCAUUUAUGGACCCUGAAGGAAGCAGUUGCUGCCUGUAGAGAGCUGGACUGUGGAUCUGUUGUUUCUGCACAACCCGAAGAUGAGUCCUCAAUCAUAUCUGUGUGGAGGAUCAGCUCAAACUGUGUUCAGUCUGGAUCUGCUCUGAGGAAGUGUGUAACAUACGAUUUCUCUUCCUCCAUCCUGAAUCUCACCUGCUCUGACUUCAUCAGGUUGGUGAAUGGAACCAGUCUGUGCUCAGGCAGACUGGAGGUGAAGCCUAACCAGUCUCCCCAGUCGAAGCAGUGGUCCUCAGUGUGUGAAGCUGACUUUGACCUGCAGGAUGCAGAGGUGGUCUGCAGGGAACUUGGCUGUGGAGCUCCCUCAGUCCUCCAGGGGGCGCUCUAUGGAGAAGUGGAGGCACCAGUGUGGACCAAAGAGUUCCAGUGUGAAGGCCAUGAGUCUGCUCUCCUGGACUGUAGAAGCUCAGAAAGAAACACCUGCUCAUCUGGCAGAGCUGUUGGACUCACCUGCUCAGAGCCUGUCAGAUUGGUAGGAGGAGAGAGUCGCUGUGCAGGAAGACUGGAGGUAAAACACCAAGGAAACUGGAGACCAGUGGAUAACUCUGUCUGGACCCUGAAGGAAGCAGCUUUUGUAUGUAAAGAACUGCACUGUGGUUCUGCUGUUUCUGCAGUAGAGAGUGUGGAGUCCUCAGUCAGAUCUGUGUGGAAGGUCAGACCUCACUGUGGUCUGUCCAGAUCUGCUCUGAGGGAGUGUUUAUCAUCAGCUUCCUCUCGCUCUUUGCUGAAUCUCACCUGCUCUGACUCCAUCAGGCUGGUGAAUGGGAAUAGUCUGUGCUCAGGCAGACUGGAGGUGAAGUCUAACCAGUCUGACCAGAGGUGGUCCUCGAUGUGUGAAGCUGACUUUGACCUGCAGGAUGCAGAGGUGGUCUGCAGGGAACUUGGCUGUGGGGCUCCUUCAGUCCUUCAGGGGGCACUCUAUGGAGAAGUGAAGGCGCCAGUGUGGACCAAAGAGUUCCAGUGUGAAGGCCAUGAGUCUGCUCUCCUGGACUGUAGAAGCUCAGAGAGAAACACCUGCUCACCUGACAGAGCUGUUGAACUCACCUGCUCAGAGCCUGUCAGGUUGGUGGGAGGAGAGAGUCGCUGUGCAGGAACACUGGAAGUGAAACAGGGAGACUGGAGACGAGUAGGUAACACUGACUGGACCCUGAAGGAAGCAGCUGUUGCCUGUGGGGAAAUGGACUGUGGCUCUGCUGUUUCUGUAGGACGGGGAAAGAAGUCCCCAGACAAAAAUGUGUUGCUCAUCAGGUAUAACUUUGUUCAGUCUGGAUCUGUUCUGAGGGAGAGUGUAACACCAGGCUUCGCUUUCUUCAUCCUGACUCUCACCUGCUCAGACCUGCUGCUUCAGCCCAACAUCUGUGUAUCCACUAUGGAUGGGGUCUGCGAGGCCCAGCAGCAGGGGUUUCAGGUGUCCAAGGGGUCAAACUUCACCAUCUGCUGCUCCAUCCAGCCACAGUACCCAGGAGGCUCCUUCCAGCUCACCUUUACAUCCAUCAACUCAGCACAAAAGUACACCCAACCUGCUGUCAAUCACUCUGCCAACUUCCUGUUUCCUGAUGCAGAACCCGCUCACCAAGGAAGCUACAGCUGUGUUUAUCACAUCCUUGUUUUUUCUCACAACUUCUCCUCUGAGAGCCGUCUGCUGUCACUCACUGUCUCAGAAUCAGAUCCAGAACCCCUUAUCAUGAAAAUGGUCAUCCUGCUGAUGACUCUGCUGUUGGUGAACACUGUGCUGUACUUCUACCGUAAGGCAAUUAUAGGGCAGAAGGCAGGCAGACAGGAGAACAUUCAGCUGGACUAUUACAACAUGGGUGUUUCUGCAGCGGAAAGAGGGCAAUCUGCUGGUGUUUGUGAUUGA
This is a messenger RNA of Plectropomus leopardus (leopard coralgrouper), 2073 nucleotides long. The record is from RefSeq and is a predicted model, not a curated record. Lineage: Eukaryota; Metazoa; Chordata; Actinopteri; Perciformes; Serranidae.